UCAUUUCGAUGGGGAAGAUUAUUUUUCCAAUGAUGGCUCUUCUGGUUCUUGCUUUGGUGCCAGAAGCUCAAUCAUGGAGCAAAGAAGGCCACAUGUUAACCUGCAAAAUAGCUCAGGAACUGUUGGAAGAAGAUGCAGCUGAAGCAGUUAAGAACCUGCUGCCUCGUUACGUUGAAGGUGAUUUAUCAAAGCUGUGCACUUGGCCGGACCAGAUUCGUCUCUGGUAUAAAUAUAGGUGGAGCAGUCCCCUUCAUUUCAUCGACACACCUGAUGGAGACUGCAGCUUCAAUUAUGCAAGGGAUUGUCAUGAUCAGCAUGGCAAUGAAGACAUGUGCGUUGCUGGUGCUGUUCGUAAUUUCACAGAACAGUUGAUGCAUUACAGGGAAGGGUCCUCUGAUCGCAGAUAUAACUUGACCGAGUCUCUGUUAUUCCUUUCUCACUUCAUGGGUGAUAUCCAUCAGCCAAUGCAUUGCGGGUGGACCAGCGACGCCGGAGGCAACACGAUUAACCUGCGAUGGUUUAGACGCAAGUCCAACUUACAUCAUGUCUGGGAUAGAGAUAUAAUUCUGCAAGCAAUGUCAAAGUACUAUGAGAAGGAUUUGGAUGUCUUCCUCAAAGAUCUUCAGAAAAACUUAACCACUGGAAUGUGGUCAAAUGAAAUUCCCUCAUGGGUGGAUUGUGAAGAUCUCUCUUCUUGCACUGAUGAAUAUGCUGCAGAGAGCAUAGGCUUAGCCUGCGAUUGGGGUUAUAAAAAUGUAACUAAUGGAGAGACUCUUGCAGAUGAAUAUUUCGAUUCACGACUGCCUGUCGUGAUGAAGCGAAUCGCGCAAGGAGGGGUUCGGCUUGCUAUGAUUUUGAAUCGGGUGUUUGGAGGAGAAGAAGAAGAAGAAAUUCCAUGGCCAACAUAAUUAGGCCUUAAUUACAUGUUAAUCAUGCCGAAAUUCUCUUUUGUAUGUAUUUUUUAACAUGUGUAUAUUU
Messenger RNA from Dendrobium catenatum, 978 nucleotides. Its product is annotated as endonuclease 1-like. The record is from RefSeq and is a predicted model, not a curated record. NCBI's taxonomy places the organism in Eukaryota, Viridiplantae, Streptophyta, Magnoliopsida, Asparagales, Orchidaceae. Gene Ontology annotation, molecular function: endonuclease activity; nucleic acid binding. Bases 9 to 908 code for a protein of 299 amino acids. The transcript has 9 exons. Gene Ontology annotation, biological process: DNA catabolic process.